AUGUCUGGAAUUCGGCGCCGUCAUAAUGAUGGUAAGUUUGUGAAAAUUGUUGAAAAAUAAUAAAAUGGUGUUUCAGAGGAGGAUGAGAUCUCAACAAAACGAAGAAAAGGAGCACCACUGGUAACCGAGGUAGAAAGAAAAUUACAAGAUAUUAUUGGAAGAGUUGGUGAUGAUAAAUCGAAAACAUCGAUUGAAAGUAAUUUGGAGGGUUUGUGCAAAGUGUUGCAAGACGAUUUGGACAAGUAUCGCACAAAUAUUAUUGAUAUAAUUACUGGUUGUGCAAUUUAUUUGCCACAACGCGCCACAGUUUAUUCAACACUCGUCGGAUUAUUGAACGCGAAGAAUUUCAAUUUUGGAGGCGAUGUUGUUGAGCGACUUAUCGCUGAGCAGCAAGAACUGUUGGAUAAUGAGAAAUUCGGGGAGGCGCAGAAUCUUGCGAUUUUCCUGUGUGAUUUGGGAAAUUCGCGGGUAUUGACAAUUCAAUCGGUUGGCGAAUAUUUGGAAUCACUCGUCGCCGCCGCUUUCGAGGAUUGUGUGCCACAAUCGAGAACCGAUUGGUUCAUUUUCACGGUUUUGCGAUGUUUACCGUGGAUUGGAGGCGAAUUGAUGGAGAAGGCAAAUGAGCAAUUGGAGAAUAUUUUGGAGGGAAUUGGAAAGUAUUUAGAGCAACGAAAUAAACAACAUGUUCCGGUGAGUAAAUCAGAUUGAUGAGAAUUUGAUAAUUUUACCUAAAAAUUAAAGGAAUGGCGAAAAAUUGAUUUUUGAAGUCAAAUAUUUUGAAAAUAGUUGAAAAUCCACUCAAAAUCGCUAUUUUUGCAGAUCCUCCAAGUUUGGAGCAAACAAGGCAGUUCAAAUGAACAAGAAGAUUAUCUAGACAGUUUAUUUGCCCAAAUCGAAACCUUGAAAAAAUUGGACUGGAAAGAAAAACACAUUCCAAGACAUUAUGUUGGAUUUGAUGUUGUCCUUCAAGAUGCUCUUCAACAUAACUUGCCAAAUUUCGCCCCACCAAUUCAUUCGGAAAAUUCAAAAUAUCCCUAUCCUCAGGUCGUUUUUCGCCUUUUUGAUUAUGCUGAUUGCUCUGAAGAUGGUAUGGUUUUACCCGGAAAUCAUUCGAUUGAGCGAUUCCUUAUUGAAGUCGAAAUUGCGUGGAUUAUUGAGAAAAAUCAGACAAAUCGAAAAAAUUGUGCGAAAGAAUUGGUUGCAUUUGCUGAAGAGAAUAGCACAGUUCCAAUGGGAUAUUUGAUUUUUGAGACGAUUUUUGGGCAAAUGUUCAGACUUCCACAUUCUCCACUUCCUCAAUUAUUUUAUGGAAGUCUUUUGUUGGAAUUGUGUCGAAUUCAGGCGACGAGUUAUCCGCAGAUUUUGGUACAUUCUGUUGAGUUACUCUAUCAGGCUGCUGAUUUUAUGCAACCAGAAUGUGUUGAUCGAUUGGUUGAUUGGUUUAGUUUUCAUUUAUCCAAUUUUCAAUAUCGAUAUUCGUGGAAUGAUUGGAAAGAUUGUUUGGAGGUGAGAACUGUUUUUGAUAUAAAAGUUUCGAGUUUUUCAUUUUUGGCGCCAAAAAUCGGUUAUAGAAAUAAUAAAACUCACAUUUAUCGCAUCGUUUCCAGUUAUGACAAUUCUUGAAAUAAUCUGAUUGUGGAAUGAAUAGAAAUUUAGAAAUGAGGUCACGUUUUCCGUAGAAUUUCUGAAAAUAUUCAUAAUUUUUCUUCGAAAAUAUCAAAGUUUCCCAAAUUACCUAUUUUCCACUGAAAAUCAAGUUCUUUUUGACCAAACCCAAACCGUUUCCAAUUUCCAGAAAGACUCGUUUUGUGGAAGUGUUGCAUUUGCCCGUGAAGUCAUCGAAAAAUGCAGAAGACUCGGUUCUUAUGACAAAAUCAUCGCUGCAAUUCCAUCAGAAUUUGUUCGAAUUCAACCAACAACUCCAGAAGUCAGAUAUAUGUUAGAUGAUGAAACUGAACAAGGAUACGCAAAAGCUCAAACAUUUCAACAAAUGUUUCAAGAACGACAACCGGCUGAAGCAUUUAUCUCAGAAUUACGAGCUUCGGAUCCUGAAGAAGGAUAUAAUAUUGAUGAUUUUGAGGUGUUUGUGACGGUUAUGUUGAAAAUGGCUGCCAAAACAUAUAGUCAUAAUUUUUCGGCAUUGUCCAAAUAUCAAAAUACAUUGAAAACUGUUUGUGAUUUUGCGGAGAGAUUUCAAGAAAGAUUGCUUGAUACUUUGUAUUCUUGUUGGAAAACUAAUCAACAGGUGAGACAAAUAUUCAAAUGUUGACCAAGAGAUCAUAUUUUUAUAGAUGAUGAUGAUUCUAAUCGAUAAAUUGCUCAAAAUGCAAGUAUUGGAUUGUUCUCAAGUAAUUUCGUGGUUAUUCGAUGAUAAAUUGAAACAAGAACACGAUAGACAAUGGACAUUUGAAGUAUUGAAUCAAGCAAUGGAAAAACUAUCAAGACAUAUUGUAUCAGUUGAAAAAGAUUAUAAAGAAUUGAAGGAAAGAAUUGAAAAACAGGAUAGAAAUGGAAGAGAUGAAAAUAAUGGAGGAGAUGUUGAAAUGACGGUAAGAAUGGAGGUUUUGAGGAAAAAUUAUACAGGGUGACAACAAAUUAUAGCGACAAAAGUAUAUGCUGAUCUGACAGUAAUCACGCAGCAAUUUUUUUAUGAUUUCUUUGCUCAAAUUUUCUCAAAAACCAUCAUUUUAAAGUUCCUAAUUAGUAUACUGACUUGUUUUUGAUUUUGAACACAACAAAUUUCACUAAGUUGGAAAACGAUGGUUUUCAAAAUUUCGCUUUUUGACGAUUUUUUAAAUUUUCGAUAUUUUAUCGGCUAAUUGUUUCAUGUCUGUAUGUAAUAUUUCAUAACUAUAAUUUUUAGUUUAGGUAAAGUAAGUAUUGGGGAAGGUUCGGCACAAAUAUUAUUACAGCUACCCGACUUUCAGACUUUUUUAGAUGUGGUUAUAUUGAACCACCACUUGCGAGUAUCAAAAUUUCAUUUUUCGAUAAAAUUGAAAUCUGGGGAUACAAUUCCAAUAUUUAUAAGUAUGAAUGAUUGCAAAUAGUCUUAAUACUAUCAAAAAUUGUUGAAAAAAAUGUUGAGCAUAAAUCCUCUUCAUUAAUUAGAGUAAUUAACGGAUAAUCAGAGUCAAAUGAUGAAUUUCGAGAAAUUAUGAUUUUUGGAAAAGUUGCAUUUCUUUCAAAAUUUAUGUUUGAAAAUAAUAUUCGUGAUAUAAAAACAUUCACUAAACACCUUUGCAACAAUUUGAAACAUUAACAUCGUUGAAAAAAAAUUAUUGGGACAUUUUUUAAUUUUGACUUGAUUUGAAAAUUCACAAAAUUCCGAAAAUUCAUGAUAAUUGAACCCCGGUGGAUUACUCAUUUGAACAUCCGAAAUUGGUAUAACCAUGAAACAGUGUGUAUUAUGAUCUAGAAAAACUAUUUUGAGCAAUAAAUAUAAAAUUUAUCAGCCAGGGAAAAUUUUUGUUGAACAAAGUAUCUAGCUAGUACGGAAAUAUUUUUCAAAACUCUUCGAAGGUCAGAAAAAAUAUUGUGAACCUUCCGAGAACUCUUGAUAUUUUUUCUACGUAGUCCUGGAUAGUCAGGAAAGUCUCAAAAAAAUUUUCAUAGAGAUCGGUUAAGUACGACAGUCACCAGAGUUAGUGGAAUUUGUCGCUAUAAUUUGUUGUCACCCUGUAGAUUUUGAGCUAAAUCUCGUUAGCUAAAACUUAUUUUUCAAUAUUUAAUUUCAGGUCGACGAUGAAUCCAAACAAAAAGAUUUGGAAGAAUUGGAAGCCCAGAAAAACAAAUUUGACAGUUUGCUCGAAUUCCAAAAGUCACUGUAUAUGGAAGUUCUACAUGUGAGAGCAUUUUGAGCUAAAAAACAUUUCUAAGCUCAAAAAUUUUUUCUUGCAGAAAUUCAUUCAAGAAUUGACAAAUUUGAUUGGAGAUUGUGAAUCGGAAGCUAUUGAUUUUUCACAAAAUCCAAGAUACAGAUGGUUGAGAGGACGAUUUUGUCAGGUCUUUUUGAUGGUGAGUUAUCUUUUUUGGAGCUGAUAAAAAUGCGACAAUAUUCCAAAUUGCAGCACUCCGAAACACUCUACAAAUUCACGACGGCCUUAAAUGAAGAAUUAUUCACAAAUGAUGUGGAUGCAAAUGUGCUCGAAUGUUAUCAACAAUUUUUGGCUUUGCGCCAUUAG
This is a messenger RNA of Caenorhabditis angaria, 4181 nucleotides long. The record is from the annotation of a GenBank genome assembly. NCBI's taxonomy places the organism in Eukaryota, Metazoa, Nematoda, Chromadorea, Rhabditida, Rhabditidae.